AUGCGCGCCCUCUCCCUUGCAAGCCUCAUUGGCCUUGCCAAUGCGGCGUGUCCGUACAUGACCGGUGAGCUUAAACGUCGCGACACAGGAACCGACGAUGCGACCGCUGCGACAGAGGAAUUUUUGUCCCAGUACUACAUGGCCGACAAUGACACGUUCCUGACCUCCGAUGUGGGCGGUCCGAUUGAGGAUCAGAACAGCCUUCAAGUCGGAGACCGCGGCCCGACUUUGCUGGAGGACUUCAUUUUCCGACAGAAGAUCCAGCGCUUUGAUCACGAGCGUGUUCCUGAACGUGCCGUCCACGCUCGCGGCGUUGGUGCCCAUGGUGUCUUCACCUCGUACGGUGACUACUCCAACAUCACUGCGGCCUCGUUCCUUGGAGCUGAGGGCAAGGAGACCCCGGUCUUCGUCCGAUUCUCGACCGUCGCAGGUAGCCGCGGUAGUUCGGAUUUGGCUCGCGACGUUCACGGCUUUGCGACGCGCUUCUACACCGAUGAGGGUAACUUCGGUAUGUCCAUCGCAGAACAGUCGAUCCUUUACACGGGAAAUUUCCUCUGGCUAAUUCGAUUCGCAGAUAUUGUGGGCAACAACAUUCCCGUCUUCUUCAUCCAGGACGCUAUUCUUUUCCCCGACCUCAUCCACGCGGUCAAGCCUCGUGGUGACAAUGAGAUCCCUCAGGCUGCCACGGCCCAUGACUCCGCUUGGGACUUCUUCAGCCAGCAGCCCAGUUCCCUGCACACCCUGCUCUGGGCCAUGUCCGGUCACGGUAUCCCACGUUCUCUUCGCCACGUCGAUGGCUUUGGUAUUCACACUUUCCGCUUCGUCACUGAUGAGGGUGACUCCAAGCUCGUCAAGUUCCACUGGAAGUCCCUGCAGGGCAAGGCUAGCAUGGUUUGGGAAGAAGCGCAGCAGGUAUCUGGCAAGAACCCCGACUUCAUGCGCCAGGAUCUCUUUGAAGCGAUCGAGGCGGGCAGAUACCCUGAGUGGGAGCUCGGCGUUCAAAUCAUGGAUGAGGAAGACCAGCUGAAGUUUGGCUUCGACCUGUUGGAUCCCACCAAGAUCGUCCCCGAGGAAUACGUGCCAAUCACCAAGCUGGGCAAGAUGACUCUGAACCGCAACCCUCGCAACUAUUUUGCCGAGACGGAGCAGGUCAUGUUCCAACCUGGCCACAUCGUCCGUGGUGUUGAUUUCACCGAGGACCCUCUUCUCCAGGGUCGUCUCUUCUCGUACCUCGACACCCAGUUGAACCGUCACGGCGGACCCAACUUCGAGCAGCUGCCCAUCAACCAGCCUCGCGUGCCUGUGCACAACAACAACCGUGAUGGAGCAGAUGUUCAUCCCCUGAACCCCAACGCCUACACCCCGAACACUCUCAACAAGGGCUCGCCCAAGCAGGCCAACCAGACGGUGGGCAAGGGUUUCUUCACGGCCCCCGGACGCGAGUCUACUGGCCGUUUCACCCGCGCUGUCAGCCCGUCCUUCGAGGAUGUCUGGUCGCAGCCGCGUUUGUUCUACAACUCGCUGACGCCCGCUGAACAGCAGUUCGUCGUCGAUGCUAUGCGCUUUGAGAACUCCAAUGUCAAGAGCUCCGUUGUACGCAACAAUGUCAUCAUCCAGCUGAACCGCGUGUCCAACGACCUGGCCCGCCGCGUCGCUCGCGCUAUUGGCGUUGAGGAGCCGGAGGCUGACCCGACCUACUACCACAAUAACAAGACGACUAAUGUUGGUACCUUCGGACAGAAGCUGAAGAGACUGGACGGGUUGAAGGUUGGUUUCCUGGCUUCGGUUGAGACCCCUGCCUCCCUCGAGGCAGCCUCGCAGCUCAGCAAGCAGCUUUCCGAGGACGGUGUUGAUGUGGUUGUCGUUGCCGAGCGUCUAUCCGACGGCGUUGACCAGACCUACUCCGGAUCGGAUGCUAUCCAGUUCGAUGCGGUGGUCGUCGCGCCAGGCGCUGAGGGUCUCUUCUCCCCUUUCUCCUUCACUGCGUCUAGCAAUGCCACCUCCUCAUCCACUCUGUUCCCAGCCGGCCGACCCCUGCAGAUCGUCAUCGAUGGAUUCCGUUUCGGAAAGCCUGUUGGUGCUCUUGGCAGCGCCGCUACUGCGCUCAAGAACGCCGGUAUCCAGACUUCUCGCGACGGUGUCUACGUCGACAAGUCGGUGACUGGCGGAUUCGUUGAUGGCAUCAAGGAAGGUCUCCGCACAUUCAAGUUCCUUGACCGUUUCAAGCUGGAUCAUUAA
This is a messenger RNA of Aspergillus bombycis, 2238 nucleotides long. RefSeq names its product catalase catB (gene cat1). The transcript has 5 exons. Gene Ontology annotation, biological process: hydrogen peroxide catabolic process; response to oxidative stress. Gene Ontology annotation, cellular component: cytosol. The record is from RefSeq and is a predicted model, not a curated record. Gene Ontology annotation, molecular function: heme binding; catalase activity. NCBI's taxonomy places the organism in Eukaryota, Fungi, Ascomycota, Eurotiomycetes, Eurotiales, Aspergillaceae. Bases 1 to 2238 code for a protein of 745 amino acids.